AUGUGGUUCAGGUGCCUGGCAAGCUUGCCUUGGGAGAAUAUAUCAAGCAGGUUAAAGAGACCUGGGAAGGAUAUUGCUUGGAUUUGGUCAGCUAUCAUGACACAACAAGCCUUAUCAGUGGAUGAAACGACCUGUUCAACAAGUGCAACAUUCAAAGAGGAGGCAACAAUUUGGACUCAUCGCUUGAACCGGAUGAGUGAAAUAUUUGAAAAAUGGAUAGAUGUUCAACGCCAAUGGGUGUACUUUGAAGCUAUCUUUUCUGGUAAUACCGACAUCAAACACCGGCUUCCCAACGCAAGUAACCAGUUCAACAUGAUCCACACCAAAUACCUUGGCCUCAUGAAACACGUCUCCAAAUCACCAUACAUUGUUGAUGAACUGACAAUGUUUUACACUCAGCGCAAAACUCUCAACAAGGAAAAAUUUCUUUGA
Messenger RNA from Puccinia graminis f. sp. tritici CRL 75-36-700-3, 432 nucleotides. RefSeq names its product dynein heavy chain 1, cytosolic. NCBI's taxonomy places the organism in Eukaryota, Fungi, Basidiomycota, Pucciniomycetes, Pucciniales, Pucciniaceae. Gene Ontology annotation, molecular function: dynein light intermediate chain binding; minus-end-directed microtubule motor activity; dynein intermediate chain binding. The coding region runs from base 1 to 432 and encodes 143 amino acids. The record is from RefSeq and is a predicted model, not a curated record. Gene Ontology annotation, cellular component: cell cortex; cytoplasmic microtubule; cytoplasmic dynein complex. Gene Ontology annotation, biological process: minus-end-directed vesicle transport along microtubule; mitotic cell cycle; nuclear migration. The transcript has 3 exons.